Molecule: messenger RNA, 468 nt
Organism: Prorocentrum cordatum
Lineage: Eukaryota; Dinophyceae; Prorocentrales; Prorocentraceae
Source: the annotation of a GenBank genome assembly
GCCGAAAGAGCAGAGAGGAGGAGGAGGCGAGAAGAGGCGGAGGAGGAGGAGAAGGCGAAGAAGGAUAAGGAGGAGAAGGCGGCCAUCACAGAGGCGAAGAAGAAGGAGAAGGCGGCCAUCAAGAAGGAGGAGGAGGAGGAGAAGGAAGAGGCGAAGAAAAAGGAGAAGAAAGAGGAGUGGUACAAGAAAAACAGAUGGCAUUGGAAUAAGGCAGAGGACGGCGCAGCAGAAAAAGCACAUGAUUGGUACCAGCAGAAUAAGCCAUGGAAACAUGAAAAGAAUGAGACGAGGAAGAUGGAGAGGGAGGAGCCUUCGCCCUUGGAGGUAGAGGAGAAUAGGAUGAGGAGGGAGGCCUGGGCGGCAGCGAAGGCGGCGAAAGGCAAGGGCAAGGCAGCGCGCAAGGGCAAGAGCAAAGACAAGGGCGAAGGCUCGGGCCAGGGCGAGGAGGUCGAGGCGAGGAGGCUCUGA